UCCUGUGAUGGAAGAUCUAGUGGGACUUCGUGAGGGGUCUUCAGGGAGUCCUGUGGCCUUGCAAGAGCUAUGGGGUCCCUGCCCCAGGGCCCAGCGCCGAAUCAGAGAUCUUCUAGAGAGAGUGAAGAAACAGCUCUUCCGGGUGGGUGAAGACUGGUAUUUCUUGGUUGGCCUAGGAGUGCUCAUGGCUCUCAUCAGCUUUGCCAUGGACUUCAUUGUCUCCAGAGUCGUCCAUGCACACAUGUGGCUGUAUCGAGAAAUUGGAGACAACCAUCUGCUUCGUUACCUUUCUUGGACUGUGUAUCCCAUAGCCCUGGUCUCUUUCUCUACUGGUUUUUCCCAGAGCAUCACCCCUUUCUCUGGAGGCUCCGGACUCCCAGAAAUGAAGGUCAUUUUAUCAGGCAUAAUCCUGGAGGAUUACUUGGACAUCAAGAACUUUGGGGCUAAAGUGGUGGGCCUCAGUUGCACCCUAGCAGCUGGUAGCACCAUCUUCCUUGGCAAAGUGGGUCCCUUCACACAUCUUACCAGCAUGAUUGCUGCUUACAUGGGAAGGGUGCGCAUUUCAGCACUUGGAGAGUAUGAGAACAAGAUCAAACAGAAUGAGCUGUUGGUGGCUGCAGCAGCAGUGGGUGUAGCCACUGUCUUCGGGGCACCCUUCAGUGGGGUCCUGUUCAGCAUCGAGGUCAUGUCCUCCCACUUUGCUGUAUGGGAUUACUGGAGAGGCUUCUUCUCUGCGGUCUGUGGUGCCUUCAUGUUCCGUCUCCUGGCUGUCUUCAACAGUGAGCAAGAGACCAUCGCUUCCCUCUUCAAGACGAGAUUCCGGGUAGAUAUACCCUUCGACCUACCAGAGAUCUUCUUCUUUGUACUGCUUGGGUUUAUCUGUGGGAUCAUGAGCUGUGCCUACCUCUUCUGCCAUCGCAAAUUUGUGUUGUUUAUUCAAACCAACUGGAUUACCAAAAAGCUGCUUGCCACAGAAAAACCUCUGUACUCAGCCCUGGCAGCACUGGUGCUGGCUUCCAUCACCUACCCACACAGCCUGGGGAGAUUCAUGGCAUCCAGGUUGUCUAUGAAUUUGUACUUGAAUUCACUGCUUGACAACCGAUCCUGGGCUCUGCUAUCCCGGAAUUCCACCCCUGAAUGGCCCCAAGAAGUAGAUCCCCAAAACCUGUGGUUUGAAUGGUACCAUCCCCAGUUUACCAUCUUUGGCACCCUUUGCUUCUUCCUGGCCAUGAAGUUUUGGAUGCUGAUUCUGGCUACUACGAUUCCUAUGCCAGCUGGGUACUUCAUGCCUGUAUUUAUCUAUGGGGCUGCCAUUGGACGAAUUUUUGGUGAGAUCCUAGCCUUUAUCUUCCCAGAAGGCAUCAGGACAGAUGAUGGGGUCAUCAAUGUCAUCAUACCUGGUGCAUAUGCUCUGGCAGGAGCUGCUGCCUUCUCAGGAGCUGUGACUCAUACCAUCUCUACAGCCUUGCUGGCCUUUGAGCUCACAGGCCAGUUUGUCCAUGUGCUGCCUGUCUUGAUGGCUGUACUUAUGGCCAAUGCUGUGGCUCAGAAGUGCCAGCCCUCCUUCUAUGAGAACAUUAUUAUUGCUAAGAAGCUACCAUAUUUGCCUCGGGUCAGAGGUCGAAAACUCAACUCCCACCAGGUGACCACUGAACUUUUCAUGAACCCAGAUAUCACCACAUUGGCCAAAGAUUCCACCUUGGAUGAGGUAGUCAAGACUGUGACCUCCUCAGGAGCUGUUGAGUACCCACUGGUGGAGAGUGAAGAAUCCCAGGUCUUGGUGGGCAUAAUACAUAGGGUUCACCUGUUGCCCUUACUUCAGGCAGAGUCAACUAUCCUGGCAUCCAGGCACCAGUGUCGUCUCCAUGAGGUCCUGGCUGGGGCCUGUCCUGUGGAGCCUGUGACCCUCCAGCUGUCACCCCAGACCUCCCUACACCAGGUUCACCACCUUUUUGAAAUCUUGAAAAUGGAGAGGAUUUUGGUGACAUCAUUGGGUCGAGUUGUGGGUUUCAUCUCCUGGGUGGAGUUGAAGAAAGCCAUUGCUGAGCUGGCAAACCCCCCAACUCCUAAAUAAGGUGGUGUGGUGGAGGAGAAAGGUGUGGAGUCCACCAGCCCCAUACUGUUGGCUUGAUCAAAGUACCAGGCUAUUGCUGCUUCUACCACUCUAGGACAACACCCUAUGAUAUUGGUGUCCCCAGUGGCCCUUAGGCUCAAAGCAUUCUCAGUUCCCUGACACAAACCCACCCCUAAGCCUAGUCCUUUCUUUAUUGUGUCAUUAGAUAUCAUCCUCAGAGGUGAUCUUACCCAGUUCAGUAAGCUUCUUGAGAGUAGAAUCAUUUUUUCAUUUUGCUUUUAGAGUCCCUUUUUCUAGCUCUGUGCCUUAUACAUGCCUAAUAAAUUCUUGGUGAAUUAAGUGGAA
Messenger RNA from Gracilinanus agilis (Agile Gracile Mouse Opossum), 2419 nucleotides. Its product is annotated as chloride channel protein ClC-Kb-like. The coding region runs from base 8 to 2074 and encodes 688 amino acids. The transcript is spliced from 19 exons. Gene Ontology annotation, molecular function: voltage-gated chloride channel activity. Gene Ontology annotation, biological process: chloride transport; transmembrane transport. NCBI's taxonomy places the organism in Eukaryota, Metazoa, Chordata, Mammalia, Didelphimorphia, Didelphidae. The record is from RefSeq and is a predicted model, not a curated record. Gene Ontology annotation, cellular component: membrane.